AUGUACAAUAACCUAUAUAAAUCGGAUCCCUCGUUCGUGAUAAGCACACAAAAUGCGACUUGCGCUGUUGCUCUUUAGUUGGCUUUUCUGCUUGACUUUUGGCCACAUCAAUGGAUCGCCGGCGUAUUUACCACCAAAAGCACCACUGCCUCUGCCACUUCCAGAGAGUUCCAGGCGUGCUCCACCGCCACCGCCACCACCACCAAGACCCAUACCCAGACCACCUCCUCCAAGGCCAAUACCCAGACCACCGCCACCCAGGCUAACGCCACGGCCUUCAAACCGACACCACCGCGAUUUCUUAGACCUCCUACUGCACCACCCAUUAGGAGGCCAACUAUUCCACCACCCAGACCCACCAGAAGGGUUCCCAUCACAAGGCGACCAACCAGGAGGAUCACAAAGCCACCAGUUACCCGAAGACCCACCGCCAGGCCAACUCGUCCACCUGCAGUGCGAACCACUCGAAAGUUUCUGAUCUGGUCACGGGCACCCACUAGACUGCUACCGACCAGACCAAACAUAAGGCCCACCCUGUGGACCAGACCACCAGUGCGUCCUCCAUUGCCAACGGUGCAUCCAACGCGGAUAAGAGUUGGUCCCACUCUAUGGACAAGACCUCCCAUAAGAGUCACAGUACGACCCACCCUCAGACCCACAAUCAGGCCCACAAUAAGACCCAUCAUUCGAGCCACUCUAUGGACACGACCUCCAGUAAGACCUUCAAGCCCCACACGAGGAGUCACCAACCGACCCACCUUAUGGACAAGACGACCCUUAGGAUCCACCUUGGCCACAAGGACUCCAGUUGGAGCUACGAAUCCUACAUUACCGCGAUCCACCUUAUGGACCCGACCUCAAGUUAGAACUACUAGAGAGCUUCCCACACCACGACCAAUUCGAACCACCAGAGCUCCACAUCCGGACAUAACCCGAUCCACAAGAAGUUUUAUAUUCAUAUUUCCCAGGGACACCACUUCUAUAGUUCGACGUCCAAAUUGGACUGUACAUCCAACAGGGCGUACGAGAACUACUUUAGUAGCUUGA
Molecule: messenger RNA, 1047 nt
Organism: Drosophila santomea
Lineage: Eukaryota; Metazoa; Arthropoda; Insecta; Diptera; Drosophilidae
Product: extensin
Source: RefSeq, a predicted model, not a curated record